Molecule: messenger RNA, 1169 nt
Organism: Onychostruthus taczanowskii (white-rumped snowfinch)
Lineage: Eukaryota; Metazoa; Chordata; Aves; Passeriformes; Passeridae
Gene: PGPEP1L
Product: pyroglutamyl-peptidase I like
Exons: 5
Coding region: 104-730 (208 amino acids)
Biological process (GO): proteolysis
Cellular component (GO): cytosol
Molecular function (GO): pyroglutamyl-peptidase activity
Source: RefSeq, a predicted model, not a curated record
AAGAAAAAAGGUGCCCCAAAUGAAGUUUGCCACAGAUACCUGAAUUAUAGUACUGUUUGGAACUGAAAGACAAGAAGAUUCCACCUUCUGGAGCAUAGAUAUCAUGGAUUCAAAUUCCAGCACUGUGGUGGUGACUGGUUUUGGUCCCUUCAGACAAUACCUGGUUAAUUCCAGCUGGGAAGCAGUGAAGGAGCUGUCCAAGAGAGGCCUUGGUGAAAACAUUGAUCUCCAGAUCAUGCAGCUGCCAGUGGUUUACCAAAAAGCAAAGGAGCAAGUCUGCAAGAUAUGGACAACUCUUCAGCCACUGCUUACAGUUCACGUUGGGCUGGCUUCGUCCACCACAGCGCUCAUCAUCCUGGAGCAGUGUGGGAAGAACAAAGGCUACCAGGAGAGGGAUGCUUGUGGUUUUCACCCAGAAGAUGCCUGCUGUGUGCUAGAUGGCCCAGAAAAGAUUGAAUCUACAAUUAAUAUGAAGACUCUCUGGAAAAACAUCUCAGUGGAAGGGAUUGAUAUCAUCCUUUCCAGAGAUGCGGGAAGGUACAUCUGUGAUUAUACCUACUACACUUCUCUGUAUUAUGGCAAUGGAAGAGCUGCUUUCAUCCAUGUCCCUCCAUUAUCUGAGUCAGUAACAGCAGAAUUUCUAGGAAAAGCAUUACAGACCAUUAUCUUAGCAAUGUUAGAACAGUGUGGGGAACAAAGAGAGAUGGAUCACAGAGGGGAAAAAAGAUGAUUUCUUAGAAUGUAACUCCUUACCUCUGAAAUGAAGCAGAUUUAAAGAUUAUUUAAAACCCACACACAAAGGAUUUUAUAGCCCACAUUAUUUUCAGUGAAAUUUCUUUGCAAACUCAACCAUUUGCAUCUCUUAGAAAAAGCUUGAGGGGAAAAAAGCAAAAUGAUUGGUGGUUCAUAUUGCUAACAAUAAAGUUGUUUAGAUUUCAGAAAUUGUGAUACUGGAUUGAAAACAUUUUAGAUGCUUAAUCCUGGUUCUGUUGGUUAGAAAGACAUCAAUAAAGACUUGCUGACCCCAGAUAGAUGCUCACAGCCGUAAGGACUCAGCAGAGGAUGGAUGUAACAGAGAUCCCCUUCAGCCCCUGUGUCCAAAGUUCAGCCCACAAAAAACCUGGGUAUGGGAGAAACCAAAACACACUUGGAGAUUCUGGUAUGUGAAG